This is a messenger RNA of Salvia splendens (bonfire salvia), 2637 nucleotides long. RefSeq names its product eukaryotic translation initiation factor 5B-like. Bases 1 to 2637 code for a protein of 878 amino acids. Lineage: Eukaryota; Viridiplantae; Streptophyta; Magnoliopsida; Lamiales; Lamiaceae. The record is from RefSeq and is a predicted model, not a curated record. Gene Ontology annotation, molecular function: GTP binding; translation initiation factor activity; GTPase activity. The transcript is spliced from 5 exons. Gene Ontology annotation, biological process: translational initiation. Gene Ontology annotation, cellular component: mitochondrion; cytoplasm.
AUGGCGGAUAAGUUCCUCCAUAACGUCCAUUCGUGGAAUUCUGCCAGCGCCUCUGCUGGGGAUAGCGGGGCAGGUAAAUCAAAUAAGAAGGGGUUUGUGAUAGAUGAUGAUGAAUACUCUGUCAUAACUGAAUUAUCUGAGGAAACUGUUAUUCCUAAAGAGGAGGGUGAUGAUGCAGCAAUUACAUUUGGUGUGACAAAAAAGAAGUCAAAGGCAAAGGCAAAAAAGAGUGGAGAUAGCAGACGUGCUGGUGUUUCAGAUUUUGGGUUGUUAGGAGUAGAUGAUGAUGCUGAUAGUAAGGAAACAGAUGAUGAGGAUGAAGCAUUAGGCUUGCCUGGCAUUUCUUUUUCUGCGAAGAAGAAGCCUUCUAAGAGUAAAAAGAGUGUGUUUUCUGCAUUCGAAUUGCUUGCUGGAGAGGAAGAGUGCAGAGAUAAUGAUGAGACUUCCGACGAUGAUGUUUGUAUUACUUUCACUGGUAAAAAGAAGAAGUCAUCAAAGGGUUCAAAGAAGACAUCAUUCAGUUCUGCAUUGCUUGAAGAAGAAAAUGAUGAUGCAUCUUUUUCAAAGGGUGAAGAUGGUUUUGGAAAAGGUGACCAGGAGGAUUAUAUUUUUGCAAAUAAAUUUUUAGGCAAAAAGAAGUAUUCAAAAAAGAAGAAUAUUGAUGAUGGUACUGCAGCUGGAAUUGGAUUUGGUGAUGAUAUUGUUGAGCAUGGUGGUGAUUCUAAGGAUAACAAGCCAAACAAUGAAGAAGUAGCUUCGAAAAACAAAAAGAAGAAAAAGAAAGGUGGGAAAAAUCUUCUAGAGGAAGAAGAGGACCUAGACAAGAUCCUGGCUGAUCUUGGUGCCGGACCUUCUCUCUCUAAACCUCUUCAAGAUUCUGCAGUUGCACCUCUUCCAGAGAAGAAGUUACAGAACCAACCUGCAGAACAAGAGGAGGCUGAAGAGGAGGGGUGUGUGGAGACUGCAACAUCAAAGAAGAAGAAAAAGAAGAAGGACAAAGACAAAGAGAAGAAGGCAUCUGCCGUGGAAGAAAAACCAGAAGAUACAAAUAGUAAAGUAACUGGUAAGAAAGUCCCGAAGCAUGUCAGGGAGAUGCAGGAGAGACUUGCUAAACUAAAAGAGGCUGAAGAGACAAAAAAACGGCAAGAAGAAGAGAAGUUGAGAAAAGAAGAAGAGGAAAGGCUUAAACAAGAAGAACUGGAUAGAUUAGCUGAAGAGAAAAAGCGCUUAAAGAAGGAGAAGCUCCUCAAGAAAAAACAAGAAGGAAAGCUUCUUACAGGGAAGCAGAAAGAAGAGGCUAGGAGGUUAGAGGCAAUGAGGAAGCAAAUAUUAGCUAAUGCAAAAUUGGAUCUACUCACUGGAGAGCCUCCAAGGAGACCUCUGUACCAGAAGAAAAAAUCCAAGCCCCACUACCAAUCUAAUGGAGCAGCUAUUUCAGAAAAUGGAGAGAGCACAGAUGCAAAAGUGAUUCGAGAAGAUGUUGUGUCGGAGUUGGCUUCUGUUGAAGCAGAGAAUGUUGAGGAAGUGGAGUCUCCGAAUGCACCAGUUAAAUCUGAGGUAACUGAUGUUGUUGAUGAUGAAGAAGAAGAUGAUGAUGAAGACUGGGAUGCCAAAAGUUGGGAUGAAGCUGACUUGACGUUACCAGGAAAAAGUGUAUUUGCCGAUGAAGAAGUUGGUUCUGAAUCUGAACCCUUACCUAAGAAGGAUAUGAAGAACAUAGGGACUGCACCUCAAGAUGCUGAGCUGCAUGCAAGCAAACUAAUUGGCUUGGAUUUGAAAGUAUCUUCAGUUAUGCCACCAACGGUGGUGAAUGUGGACGUUCAAAAGAACUCUGAGGCAGAUGGCAAUGAAAAGAACAACAAAAAGAAUUCUUCUGAUCAUGACAAGAAUAACAAAAUAGGAGCUGAUGACGAUCAGCCUGUUCACAAUGGACAAAACCUUCGGUCUCCUAUAUGUUGUAUUAUGGGUCAUGUCGAUGCUGGAAAAACGAAGUUGCUUGAUUGUAUUAGAGGUACACACGUCCAAGAAGGUGAGGCAGGUGGGAUAACACAGCAAAUUGGAGCAACUUAUUUCCCUGCCGAGAAUAUACGGGAGAGAACAAAGGAGCUGAAAGCUGAUGCAAAGCUCAAUGUCCCGGGUUUGUUAGUGAUUGAUACCCCUGGACACGAAUCUUUCACCAAGUUGCGUACUAGAGGAUCAGGAUUAUGUGAUCUUGCAAUUUUGGUUGUUGAUCUAAUGCAUGGGUUGGAACCACAGACAAUCGAGUCACUCAAUCUUUUGAAAAGUGGAAAAACAGACUUUGUAAUUGCCUUGAACAAAGUGGACCGACUUUAUGGCUGGAAGACUUGCCCUAAUGCACCCAUAGGAAAGGCAAUUAAGCAACAAUCAAAAGAUGUCAUGAUUGAAUUUAACAUGAGGCUAACCCAGGUUAUCACCCAGUUUAAGGAGCAAGGCCUCAAUACUGAGUUGUACUAUAAGAACAAAGAAAUGGGGGAAACACAAAACAUUGUACCAACAAGUGCCAUAAGUGGCGAGGGUAUCCCAGAUUUACUGUUACUGCUGGUCCAGUGGGCUCAGAAGACGAUGAUUAAAAGGCUUACAUAUAGUGAGGAAGUGCAGUUUACUUCUCGUGAAUGA